AUGAACCUACACUAUUUGACCACAUCCAGAACCAAUCCACAAUUUUAUACAUUUAGACAGAACUUUGUCAAGGGACAGAAUCUUGAAUUAGAUGACAUAAAGUGGGAAGAAAUUCAAAACUUAGGCUGGCUGGAUUUUUGGCACGGCGAGGGCCAUCAACUAUUAGAAAAGAAAUGGCACACUUUGUAUCCAACAUUUCAAGAGGAAAUAGACGUAGCCACCAGUGAGGAAAGGGCCAAUUGGCAGGAACUUUGGGAGGAACAUUCUACAACAGUCAGUGGACAAUUUUGGCAUAUAUUUUCAUGCGCGUUUGAGAAUUAUCAACUAAGGUUUAUACAUUCAUUAGAAAGUGAUAAUGAUGAUGAAAGGAUAGAGGAUGUAGGUCAAACUUUUGAGAACCUAGAACUUGAGAAUAUUGAAACAGAAAUCGAGGAAGAGAACAAUCAUCCCACAGACGACUUCACUUCGGAUGUGGAUGUGGAUGAGGAACAUCAAUUGAAAUUAAUGGGAUUACCCACUGCAUUUGGCACACAACGGCAACAAAAAGCUCGACAAGAAACCCUUCAGGACAUUGACUCCGAAACAUCAUCAAUAAUCAUGCCUAACGAAAAUAAAUUUUUGCAUCGUACGAGAAAGGAUAAAUGGCUUAAGGCUAAGGAGUUAAAGAAAAAAAUCCGGGAUAUAUCCAACAUUCCACAAUUCAUGCAAGAUGAAAACCCUUUGAAGAAAUAUUGGUUCAAACGAUUCUCUUUGUUUUCUCGCUUUGAUCAGGGUAUCCGAUUGGACCGUGAAAGCUGGUUCUCCGUGACUCCUGAGAGGAUAGCAAAACAGACGGCCAAUCGUCUGGCCUGUGAUUUAAUUGUUGAUGCCUUCUGUGGUUGCGGCGGCAAUGCCAUACAAUUCGCCCUCACCUGCCAAAGGGUCAUAGCCAUUGAUAUUGAUGCUCAGAAACUGGCCAUGGCGAAGCAUAAUGCUAAAAUCUACAAUGUUGAUCAUAAAAUUGAAUUCAUUCAUGCCGAUUUCUUACAAUUUGCCAAAAGUACGCUCUUGAAACCGAAUAUGGUAUUUUUAAGUCCACCCUGGGGUGGUCCGGAAUAUUUAAAGCAUGCGAAUUUCGACAUUGAGCUAAAUCUAUUGCCAGUCGGUGCCACCGAAUUGAUGAAUUGUGCACGACAAUUGUCCUCAAACGUUGGUUUCUUUCUGCCACGAAAUGCCAAUAUGAAGCAGGUAAUUGCCUUAACUGGUGCGGCCGGUCAGCAAUGUGAGGUGGAGCAUAAUUUUUUGGACACACGGAUGGUGGCAAUAACAGCCUAUUAUGGCAAAGAUUUGAUUAAAGGUGAUCGAAAUGAUGAUGAUAAUGAGGAAGACAAAGUAGGUUCUUAGAUUGAGCUAAGAUCCAUCUAUAUCCAUAAACAUUAGAAGAAUUUGUUAAUCCUUUUUAUAUCAAUUAAUUAGACUCUUAAGAAAAAAAAUGGAUUUUAAAUGUUUAGGCAACGCAUUCAUAUGCUAUUCAUAUAGUAAGGUUUUAAAAAUUAUUUAUAUUCACAAUUUUUUUUUUUUUAUAUCUUUUAAAUCUUUGAAGUUAAACGGAAUAAAAUGGACAAUGAUAUAGCGCUUCAAUUGAUUGGCCGUCAGUGAAGGUGUUCGAGUAUAAAAUAUCAAAGAAGCUAACUUCG
Messenger RNA from Drosophila willistoni, 1676 nucleotides. It is a transcript of the gene Tgs1, whose product is annotated as trimethylguanosine synthase. NCBI's taxonomy places the organism in Eukaryota, Metazoa, Arthropoda, Insecta, Diptera, Drosophilidae. Gene Ontology annotation, molecular function: RNA cap trimethylguanosine synthase activity. The record is from RefSeq and is a predicted model, not a curated record. Bases 1 to 1383 code for a protein of 460 amino acids. Gene Ontology annotation, biological process: 7-methylguanosine cap hypermethylation; 7-methylguanosine RNA capping. The transcript has a single exon. Gene Ontology annotation, cellular component: nucleus.